GAGUCGUCUUGCGAAGAUUAAGCCGAUAACUAUGGAACCAACUGCUCCUGCUAUGGUCUCCGUUCUACCGCGUGGGGAUUCAGAGAGCCCCCCUCCCACUCACUGGAAGCCUGGACAGAAAACAUGGCGGCCCAAGAGAGAAAUCAUCAGGAAGGAAAUUGAAAGAAGACUACGCACGGUGGGCACCAAGAAGGACAAAGAUCCAGAGUUACCAAGGAGACGUUCACCAUCUCCAGAAGAUGAGAUAAUGUCAGCCAGUUCCGAGCAGAGUGGUGACGACGGGCCUCUGGGCGAUCCCAGGAAUUUCUCAGCAACAUUCAAGGAUAUGGGUCCCUUGUUCCACCUGGUGGUGAGAAUGAGCACUCAAGGAGUCCAGGAUUGUCCUGGUCUGGCCUUGUGAAACACGACCAGCCGCAGAGUUCGGAGCCUGAACCACUCAAGGUGAAAAAGGCACUGGUCAGUAAAUGGGAGCCACCCGAGGAACCAGACGAUGGUGAAAUUAUAGAGGAACCCGAUGGGAUGGUCCAACUGGAACCACCUGCCAAGGUCUUCUUGAUCAAGACGCCCCCAUUGCCAGAUAUCUCACAGAUCGCAGUCGAGAAUCAGCUCAUAUUAAGAAAAUCUGACAUUGGUGGUGCUAUUACGAAAUCAAACCUGCCGCCAAAAGUUAGCGCCUCUACGCCGAUGGUUCCAAGGAACAUUGCCAUGGCGCAGAAGUCACAGUCAGGCCAGCUACAGAAAUCUCCAGGGCACGUUCCUAAGCCUCCGUCGACACCUCCCAGAACUCCCGCUGAGGCGUCAAGACCGCCUCUGCCUAUUCAGCCUCCUCUGCCGAUAUCCCAACCUCCCAAGCCACCAGGUCUGCCUGUACCGCCAAAACUGCCACCAAGACCGCCAGCGGAGCCGCCUAAACCAUCAUCAGGUCUGCCAACCAGACUCCAUGGGUUGCCACCAAAGCCGCUUGCUGAGAGAAUCGGUGCCUUACCUCAGAGGCCGACGAGCAGAAAUAUGAGGACGCGACCUCGUUCUCGUUCAAAGUCAAGAUCUAGGUCACGGUCAUAUUCCAGAAGUCGGUCAAGGUCGGGGCGCCUCACACCACCACAUCGCCGGAGAAGUUACAGUCACUCAUCACGCAGUUACAGCCGGUCUGUCAGUCGGUCACCAAGGAGACGACAUUCGUAUUCCCGCAGCACGUCAAGGUCAAAGUCAAGAAGUCCUCGCCGAUCUCGGGACAGAUAUCGCAGGUCACGUACAACGUCAACAAGCAGGAGUCGGUCUCCAGGAGGGCGGAGAGAUAGUCGCAGUGUCAGUAGGUCAUAUUCGAGGAGUUCAAGGUCUUAUUCUAGAAGUAGGUCAAGGUCUCAUAGCCCAAGGAGGCGCCGUUAUUCAAGUGACUCUUAUUCUAAUUGAUCCAGGAAUAUGUUUUAUAUGAACUGACCACUCCGUGCUUGGUUGUUAAUAUGUGGCAAUCUUGUUUAAAAAUGGAGGCGAUAUCAUGUGAAUCAAAUGAACCAAUCUCACAGAAGUAAUCUCUAAAAGAAUAGAAAUGUGUAAAUCUGUGAAUCAUAGUAGGCCCUAUCUGUGAAUCUAUGUUUUAUCUUCAUGAAAUCCAUCCAGUCCUGGAUAUUGAAUGAUGAGGUUUUGAUUGAAAACAUUGCCAUCAUCACACUUUUCUGUCUUAUGUAAAGCUCUAAAGAUGCAUUUAUCUAACAAAUGUUUUGUAUUUCUGUGACUGUGGUAGAUGGUGUGGUAUUUUAGUUCAAUAAACUCAUUCAGAUGAA
Molecule: messenger RNA, 1781 nt
Organism: Lineus longissimus
Lineage: Eukaryota; Metazoa; Nemertea; Pilidiophora; Heteronemertea; Lineidae
Product: tetratricopeptide repeat protein 14 homolog
Exons: 5
Coding region: 520-1410 (296 amino acids)
Source: RefSeq, a predicted model, not a curated record